AUGGAUUGUGCACGGUGCAUGAGUGUUCGGAAAGCGAAACGGCGGAAGAACUACCCAGCCCUGAACCAGAAAUGGAAAACACCGCCCGAGCUGCUCACGCCCACGGAAGCACUACCACGGCUGAAACUCAGGGAUGGGUCAGAAGUCGCACUUUACUGGCGGAGCAGGCCUCGCCACGGAAAAAUGCCGGAUGAGCGGGUGGUCUCACCGGAACGUGUGUCGGCGCUGGAGAAAGCGUUUAGAGGAUUUGCUGACCGAGGGGCAAAUGCGGUGGUGUUACCAUCUGUAGGACUGACUUUUGAUUCUAUCGGCGAAGCUUAUGACUUUUACAAUCUGUAUUCCUGGGAGGUUGGGUUUGGUAUAAGGUAUGGCAAAAGCAGAAGCAAUGUUAAAGGCACGAGGUCAAUGCAGGAACUGCUAUGCGUUUGUUCGGGCAAGCCGAAGAAUGAAAACACCACAUCUAGCCGGUGCCAGUGUCCGGCACUUGUCAGGCUGUUAAGGACAGAUGACCAAGGUUGGUUUAUUUGUGAGUACAGGGGGACGCACAACCACAGGUUGUUGAGCACAUGCGCGGAGAAGCUGCACUUCCCUUCGCACAGACACAUUGACAAGUACACGCGCGAAUUGGUCGCUCAGCUACGUGCGAAUAAUGUUAACCUCAGCAAGGUGUAUAGCAUAAUAGGGACUUUUUUUGGAAAACUUGAGAAUGUCCCGUUCACGAAAAGGUGCCUGAAGACGCUUUGUGGCAAGAUUAGCCAAGAACAAGCAGAUGACGAUGUCAAAAAAACCAUGGAGAUGUUCUCGGAGCUGAAGGCAAGUGACAGUGAGUUCACGUACCAGGUCCAAGUUGAUGAUGAGAGUAGGAUACGCACCCUGAUAUGGUCCAACGGACGGAGCAAGCUUCAAUACCACCACUUUGGGGAUGUCGUCACAUUUGACACGACUUAUAAGACAAACUUGUACGACAUGCCGUUUGGGCUCUUUGUUGGCGUCAACAACCAUUUUCAGAGUGUGAUAUAUGCUGGGGUGUUGAUGCGGGACGAGACUGUACAGAGCUUCGAGUGGGUCUUCCGUGAAUUUGUUAGGUUGAUGGGUGGGAAAAAGCCAAUUACAAUCCUAACAGAUCGGGCAAGAGCUAUGGAAAUUGCAAUUAGCAGUGUAAUGCCGGAUGCUACCCAUCGUUGGUGCAAGUGGCAUGUGCUUCGGAAAGCAAAAGAGUCGUUGGGCACCCACUACAGCAAGAAAUCAAAUUUCAGGCUGGAUUUUCACAACCUUGUUGAUGAGAUGCUGACAGUGGAGGAGUUUGAGGCUGGGUGGAAGGAGAUCAUGGAGAGGUAUGGGUUGACAGCCAAUACAUUUCUAAUACAAGCUUAUGAGGUCAGACACAAGUGGGCAAAGCCAUAUUUCAGCGGCAAGUUUUGUGCAAAGCAAACAAGUACCCAACGAAGCGAGAGCGCGAACCACAUGCUUAAAAGUUAUGUGCCACCUGCCUGUCCGAUGAAUAUUUUUGUUAAGCAGUACGGAAAACUGCAGUACGACCGUGAGCAGGAGGAGGGUUUUCAGGAGAAGAGGACCAGACUGGGUGGCGCUGUCAUAAAGUCCAAUCUACCAAUUGAGAGGCACGCCAGCAAGGUGUACACGCGCACAAUGUUCGAGAUGUUUGGUAGAGUCCUGUUUGUUGCCGGCUCGUACGAGGUAGAGGAGGUCGAACAUAAGAAGAAGUAUGUAGCCGCGCACAUAAACCCAGAUGCAAUGAAAGAUUGGUACAAGAAGAGGUUUGCUGUCGAGGUGCAUGACGAUUGCUCGUAUUUCGUGUGUGAGUGCGGAAGAUUUGAGCAUAUGGGCAUGAUCUGCUGUCACAUUCUCAAGGUCAUGAUUUUCCUGCGUAUCCGCGCAAUACCACCCUUGCACAUUGUAAAAAGGUGGACGGUUGAUGCUAGGGACAUACUGCCCGAUCACAUUAAACAUUACCAGAAGGACAUGGGUCCGCCGGAAGCAUCUACCUUCAGACACUCUGCUAUGUAUAUUACCGCACUGGAGUUGGUGCACAUGGGGGAUAGCAACCCAGAUUCAUUCGAAUGCGUGAUGACAGGUCUGUGUGAGCUGAAAGCAAAGGCUGCAUCGCUUUGCGAGUCGAAGGAUGGGAAGAGCAUGGUGGAGAAGUCGAAAGAGGCAUCCGGAAGCAUUACCGCCUCGUUGGACUCUAUGCAAUCAAGGUUGUCAAGCAAAAAAGCGACAGUAGUGACAUCUCGUAAGUCAGUGCAGGCGUGCUCCGGGGAUGGUUCUUUUGUGCAAGGAGGGUGCAGUGCUAUUGUACAAGAAGACAAUGCAGAGGUGUCGUCUACUCUCGGAGGUGGAGUGUUGUUACCACCGGAAAGGAGACUGAAGCGGGGGCAUCCAAGCACCGCCAGGGACAAGCCGCCUUACGAGACUUCAGGCAAAAGAUCAAGGUUCUGUAGUAUAUGUCGUGGCAAGGGGCACAAGAGCACGACCUGCCCCGACGAGGGCGACACUCCGGUGAAACCAAGGAAAGAAGCGCGGUGCGGCAAUUGUGGGAUCACUGGCCAUAGGAAAACCAGUUGCUCCAAGCCACUCUUCAGUUCAGUUGCAGGGAUUGCACACAUGACAGGGUAG
Messenger RNA from Lolium rigidum, 2634 nucleotides. Its product is annotated as protein FAR1-RELATED SEQUENCE 7-like. The record is from RefSeq and is a predicted model, not a curated record. Bases 1 to 2634 code for a protein of 877 amino acids. Lineage: Eukaryota; Viridiplantae; Streptophyta; Magnoliopsida; Poales; Poaceae. Gene Ontology annotation, molecular function: zinc ion binding; nucleic acid binding. The transcript has 6 exons. Gene Ontology annotation, biological process: regulation of DNA-templated transcription.